CUGCCGGAGACACGCACCUCCCGCCCGGCCGCUGAGAAAGCCGCGGAGGACGAUGCCGCUCCCGCGCUGCUCGCCCCCGCGCUUCGUCCCUGCGAGGCGGCCGUGCCCCGCGCUGCUGCGCUGCUGCUGAGGUCGGGGAGCGAGCGGUGUCCGCCCGCGGCCGGGCCGCCAUGGCAUCCGGCUGUCCGCCGCCCUUCGGCGACCCGGGGGAAAUGAGGGAGGGCUUUCUGUGCCCCCUUUGCCUGAAGGACCUCCAGUCUUUCUAUCAGCUCCAGUCGCACUACGAAGAAGAGCACUCAAGUGAGGACAGAGAUGUCAAAGGACAGCUCAAAAAUCUAGUCCAGAAGGCCAAAAGAGCAAAGAAGAAAUUGCUGAAACGAGAAGAUGACAGAACUGAUUCUGGAUCUCAGGAACGAUAUGAGUCAUUCAGCUAUGGUGGAGUAGAUCCGUACAUGUGGGAGCCCCAGGAAGUAGGUGCUAUGAGAAGUCAUCUUUCUGAUUUCAAGAAACACCGAGCAGCCAGGAUUGAUCACUAUGUAGUUGAAGUCAAUAAGUUAAUAAUCAGGUUAGAAAAGCUUACAUCGUUUGACAGAGCAAACACUGAGUCAGCUAAAAUAAGAGCUAUAGAGAAGUCUGUUGUGCCUUGGGUCAGUGAUCAGGAUGUUCCAUUCUGCCCAGACUGUGGCAACAAGUUCAGUAUUCGAAACCGACGUCACCACUGCCGCCUUUGUGGGUCUAUUAUGUGCAAGAAGUGCAUGGAACUUGUCAGUCUUCCUUUGGCAAGCAAACUCACUAGUGCCAGCAAAGAGGCCUUGGGUUCUCAUACUAGCCCGAACUCCUCACCUAAUAGUGUCCAUGGCUCCCGCCGUGGCAGCAUUAGCAGCAUAAGCAGUGUGAGCUCAGUUCUGGAUGAGAAGGAUGAUGACCGAAUCCGUUGUUGUCGGCACUGCAAAGAUACCCUGUUGAAAAGAGAACAGCAGAUUGAUGAGAAAGAAUACACUCCAGAGAUUGUGAAACUCUAUGAGAAACUCCGACUCUGCAUGGAGAAGGUUGACCAGAAGGCGCCGGAAUACAUAAGGAUGGCAGAAUCACUAAAUGCUGGGGAGACAACCUACAAUCUUGAACAUGCUAAUGACUUGAGGGUGGAGAUUCAAAAAGUAUACGAAUUUAUAGAUGCCUUAAGUAAGAAGAUUUUGAGUCUAGGCUUGCAUGAAGAUCCCCAGCCUCAUCCUAAAACACUGCAACUUCAGAGAAUGAUAAGAUAUUCAGCUACACUUUUUGUUCAGGAAAAACUGCUUGGCCUAAUGUCCCUGCCAACCAAAGAUCAGUAUGAAGAAUUGAAGAAGAGAAGACUGCAUAUGGUGGCUCUCGAAACACAUGGAAAACAAGAGGAAAAGCAGAAAAACUUUAUCUCCAGAUCUGCAGCCACAGUUAAUGGUGAUGCAACUCCCCUGAAAAAAGGAACAGUCAGGAAUUCUGAAGGCUGGUUACCUACAUCUAGCAUAUCGAGAGAGAGAGAGAUAGCAGACCCACUUCUUCAGCAGAUUGACAACAUCACAUCCUUUAUUAAGCAGGCAAAGGCAGCUAAUAGGAUCGACGAGGUCCAUAUGUUGCAAGAGAACCUGAGGCAGCUUCAGGAUGAAUAUGAUCAACAACAAACUCUGAAAGCUAUCGAGCUUUCUAAAAAGCAGGCAGAAGAGGAGGAGAUGCAGAGGGAGGAACUUCAGAUCCUUCGUGAAAAAGAGUGGGAAAGGGAACACCACAAAUUGAUGUCUCAGCAUUCAAGGACACGCUCCUUAGACUUCAGAGAAGUCAAGCAGCAUCAGCAUGAAGUUGCAAAAGAGAAUCGGAACUUGACGGCGCAUGCAUUGGAUUUGGAUAUUAGUCAGAUCAAAGGGGACCCAAGUUUUGAAACUCCUGCUGUUGAGAGGCUGCCAGCUAAAGAGCACUUGAUCUUCACGCUCAAACCCCAGAAUGUCCCACAGUGUGACAAAGACCAAGAUCAGACAGCCUGUCUAAACCCCUUUGAAGAUGAAGCAGAUACCCCUCAGUUAGAGGAAGACCCUGCUAACCCAUUUGCGAAAGACACUUCUCCAGUGGUUUCUUUCUCUAACACAGCUCUGCAGAGUGAUAAAAAAGAAUAUAAUCCAUUUGAAAAUGAGGAGGAGGAUGAUGAACAAACUAAUGGAGCACCUGGCAGUACUUCAAACCCUUUUGAAGAGGAUGAAAAUCCAUUUCAAAAGCCUGGGGGUGGUUGGAAUUCUGGGAAUCCAUUUGAAGAGGGAUCCUCUACUAAUCCCUUUGAAGUGGAGGAUGGCAAUGAGAUCUCUGGAGAGGAGGCUAUAGAGGAAGAGCUGCUUCUCCAACAGAUAGAUAAUAUCAAAGCUUAUAUAUUUGAUGCCAAACAUAGUGGACGAAUGGAUGAGGUGGAGGUACUGACAGAGAACUUAAAGGAGUUGAAGCGCACAUUAGCAAAGCAGAAGGAGAAAUCCAACUGCUGAAGCAGCAAUAGGGCUGUGUAAUAAUUAUUUUAAGUCUGCUGUUAAAUAUGGGAAGGUAGAGCAGAUACUUAUAAACAGGAGUACAGAUCACAAGAGGGAAUUGGGAGAAUGUUGACUUUUAUGCACUUUCAGUUAGGCAUUUCCACUACUACUCAGUCUUGAAGAAAGAAUUAUUGAGAGAUGCUGCUGGUCUCAAAUGCUUAUACUAAGAAAUUUUAAAAUAACUUGUUAGAACACUCUUUUAAUGCUAACUGGUCUUACUGUGUGCUUAUUUUGGUCAAAGUGGUUAAGUGCUAAUAGGGAACUAUGAUUUGGAAAUGGUUGCAAUGUUGGUUUGUCAUCUUUCCCCCUUGCUGUUGUAGUAUUGUGGUAUUGGCCUUUCAAGUGGGGCUUUGACUAAAGAGAGACAAAAACUUUUCUAAAACUUCUGCAUCCUCUGAUAAUGACACAGUGCAUUGUUACAGGCUAGCUUGACUGCCUAAUGGUGUUACGAGAAAGUGCUGUUAAAAGGCUACUGUGAUUCUUUGAGGUGCAGAAUAUACAGGCUUGCAGAUCAAUUUUGUGCAAUGCUAAUACAUAAAAGGGAUUUUAAGACUGAGAAGAGCUUUAUAACUCAUCUGAAUAUGGGUAACUUUUUAAUGUGUUUAUAAAAAUUCCCAAGUAAAAUUUGGAUGCUGUCUUUUCAUCACUUGGUUUCCCAUUUGCUCUGAGCACAGACCGCAGUGUAACAGAGAGCACCAUGCUGGCUUCAGCAACCUGCUUGUGAGGGAACAAGUAUCUACUCAUUUCCAGGGAAAAGAGCAUCAGGCUAGCACCAUUUCAAACUAUAAUAUAAAGGGUGACCCUCCAAUUCCUAAUUAUCUUAUGGAAUCUACACAUUCCUUUAAAUUCUCUGGGUGACAGAAUGAUCAUGUUUGUCAUAUUUGUGAGACUGGAACCCUCUUUUUGUAGCAUUCAAGGAACAAAAAUCUUGUUUACAAUGGAGAGCUGAAGUGCCACUGAACUGGAAUUCUCUGAAAGCUAGGAGACAAAGUCUGUGGCUGCGAUAGUGCCAAAUAGCAAUUCUCUUUCAUAUUUGAUUCCCCUCAGAAGUUGUUAUGAGACUCAGGCAUGUCUGGCUUAAAUAAGAAGCUCCACAUUGGAGUCAUCUUGUGGUCCUGUGGUUGGGGGCCUGACUAGGUGACCGCCAGCACCUGUGAUGCAGGAGGGCUUAGAGCUGGGCUUCUGAAGAUUGGUAUCAGAAAUGUGCGAUCACUUGAGGGUUAGGUCAGCCCGUACCUUUGUGAAAGAUGGAGCCUGAGCUGCUUUCAUUUUUAUCUUUGAAAGGCGGAGGUCCAUCGUCAGGCAUCAGUGUUUGAAAGGGUGGUGGGGAGGAGUUAGUCUAAAGGGUGUAUUUAUUUAAAGCUGAAAUAGAGGAAAAUCAGGCAGAUCACACUGUAUAGCACUAAUAAUAGUGGGCUUACUCAGAAGUGUAAACUUUUAUGGAAAGGGAUGUGUCUUUUCACUAUGUCUCUGGUAACAUAUAUUAGCACAGCUGUAACCCAAAUAUUGCAUUAUAUUUUAGGUACACAAAUAAUUACGCUACCUAAAGAGCAGGAACUCUAGUUUUAUUUUUCUGUAAGUAAGUGGAGGUAGGGACUUGUGGAACUGUUGUUUAAAAAAAAACAAAACACCUAUAUCCUCACUUAAUAGCACUAGUAGCUGAUCAAAAUAACUUAGAGCAGCCAGUUAAGGACAGCUGAUAUUCUUCCUACUGUAGCCCACAUUUGAAGUUGAAAGGUGUGCAGAACAGGUUGUCUUAAGACCAUAAAGUUUUUAUACUGAGAUGUUUUAUUAAAGUUGAUUGAGUCCCCGAGUGUUAUUUUGCACCAAGUGAAAUGAAGAACAGAGGAUUCUGAGAGGUCGUAAACUAACAAAACAUGUGCGCUGUGGCACCAGGUUCACGAAGGCAGCAAAAAAUAAAUGUUAAGAUAGCUAAACAUAAUCCCUGGAAUUGUUUAACAGAAAUAGUAUAAGGUAGUUAUUUAAGACAGACUUGUUUGCUAGUCAAGAGGAUUCCUCCCUGCACUGCAACCCAAAGCUUUUUUUGGUAUCAGUGUGAAAAAAAUGUUUCAGUGGCUUCAGCUUUCACAUUUAAAAAGUGUUUUUUCCUUGUUGCAACCAUCCUGCCUUGUUUGUAUUUUCAGUCUAAUACACUAAUAAUUAAAGUAUCCUUAUUGUACAUGUAAUAAUGUAUUUUUACAAGCAGAUAACAGACUAGCAUACCUCAUGAUCUUUGUCAGUGUUAAAUGUGAUAGACUAGACAUCUGAUAUGAAGGUCAUCUCCAAAGUGAAGAGCUUAUGCUGGUAUUUGGACUGCUGUGAGGCUCACAAGGCACAACGGAAUGAAGACAUCUUAACCGUAAAGCUCAGUAAGUAACUAGCAUUGACUUUUGUUAAAAUUGCAUGCACUACUCUGUAUGGAAACUUUGUAAACAGAGGUGAAAUAAAACAACAUGUUUAUUUUGU
Messenger RNA from Gymnogyps californianus (California condor), 5009 nucleotides. RefSeq names its product rabenosyn, RAB effector (gene RBSN). The record is from RefSeq and is a predicted model, not a curated record. Gene Ontology annotation, molecular function: metal ion binding. Bases 171 to 2501 code for a protein of 776 amino acids. The transcript has 12 exons. Lineage: Eukaryota; Metazoa; Chordata; Aves; Accipitriformes; Cathartidae.